This is a messenger RNA of Dendrobium catenatum, 1051 nucleotides long. RefSeq lists its product as uncharacterized. NCBI's taxonomy places the organism in Eukaryota, Viridiplantae, Streptophyta, Magnoliopsida, Asparagales, Orchidaceae. The transcript has 4 exons. The record is from RefSeq and is a predicted model, not a curated record. The coding region runs from base 139 to 906 and encodes 255 amino acids.
UCCCCUAAAAAAUGUGCUUUCUUCGGCGUUCCUCCCACUCGCCCCGUUCCCCCUACCCCCUAAGGCACCGCCGUCGCCACAGCAGCGCAAAUGUUCGGAAAUUUGGAUCAAUAUCUGUUUUAUUUUUCAUGAUUUAGGAUGCUCGGGCGAUUCCGUUCGCUUGGGCCGCGCUUACGGUUGUGGCUUCGGGAUCAUGGCAGCCUCCAAGGGCUUGCCAUUCUUCUCUUAUAUGUACAGAUUGGUUGCUCGAUGAUUGGAUCAUUGGGAGCAUUGUUCAAUGGUAUCCUGUUGGCGAACAUGGUGGCGGCACUCUUUGCCAUUGUGGCUAUGGAGGGUAGCAGCCAAAUUCUAGUGAGGACCUACGGCGUGCUCCUCAGCUGCAUGAUUUUUCUUGAUGCUGCUUGGUUUGUGUUCUUCUCGGGCACAAUAUGGAACUUUACUUAUAAUGAGAACAAAGAUCCAUUCUAUGUGUUCUCUCUCAGACUAGCAUUUUCAAUGCAAAUUAUGGGCUUUUCAGUCAGGAUUUUAUCCUCAUUGUUGUGGAUCCAGAUGUACAGAUUGGGUCCAUCAAAUGGGGACAGUGUAUCCUAUCACGAAGCAUUUUAUCGGAGGAGUUUCUUAAAUCCGCCAACUGAAGAUAUGGCUAGACAAUGUUCAGACAAUAUUUUUGGCAGUUAUGUUCGUAUCGCAUCUCCUUAUACACCACUUUUCGAUGAUGCUCAAGAUAAAGGAAAUGCUUCUGAGGGUGAGAAACAGAGCAACUUUUGUAAUGGUGUUUUGUUAUCAGCCUCAGAAGUCUCACAGCAUGCAUCGUUCAACAGCAAACAUUUUCAUGUUAAGGAUACUAGCAAGGUGGAAACUUUCAGUUCUCCAGUACUUACGAUUUUAUUGACAAAUUGUAUCUGAAUAUUCUUUCAUACGUUUUUGAAAUAACUUGAAAAGGAUGGCUUGUGAAUCAUAUUUUAACAUUUAGUAUCCACUUCGAAGUGCAGUGCGAUGCAUGUUGGAAUUAUUUAAUUUCUUUGCGAGAAUAAAAAAAGUUUUAGGCCUA